AUGGCAUCAACACCCUCAGCAUCAACAUCUGCCAUCCCCUCGACAUCCACAUCAACAAGCACACCAAACGCCACAACGCGCUCCUCGCGCGUCGCGCCCCACAGCCACAUCAAAGGCCUGGGUCUGAACGCGGAGGGGUUCGCGAGCGAUAAUGCGAUGGGGUUCGUGGGGCAGGGUAAUGCGCGCGAGGCCUGCGGCGUCGUAACAGACCUAAUCCGCACCCGCAAAUUCUCCGGCCGCGCCCUGCUCCUCGUCGGCGCGCCCGGGACGGGCAAAACGGCGCUCGCACUCGCCCUCGCGCACGAGCUGGGCGUCAAGGUCCCGUUCUGCCCCAUGGUGGGCAGCGAGGUGUACAGCACGGAGGUGAAGAAGACCGAGGUGCUGGCUGAGGUGUUCCGGCGCGCGAUCGGACUGAGGAUUAAGGAGACGAAAGAGGUGUACGAGGGCGAGGUUACAGAGUUGACGCCAAGCGAGGCGGAGAACCCGCUGUCAGGGUACGGCAAGACGGUCGCGCACGUCGUCGUGGGGCUCAAAACGGCGAAAGGGACGAAACAGCUAAGAUUGGACCCGAGCGUGUACGAGGCGAUUCUGAAGGAGAAGAUUGUCGUGGGGGAUGUGGUGUAUAUCGAGGCUAAUACCGGCGCCGUCAAGCGCGUGGGCCGGAGCGACGCCUACGCCUCCUCCUACGACCUCGAGUCCGACUCGUACGUCCCGCUCCCCAAGGGCGACGUGCACAAGAAAAAGCAGCUCGUGCAGGACGUCACGCUCGGCGACCUCGACGCGGCCAACGCGCGCCCGCAGGGCGGCCAGGACAUCAUGAGCGUCAUGGGCUCGUUGGUUAAAUCAGGGAGGACGGAGGUGACGGAUAAGCUGAGGCGGGAGGUGAAUAAGGUCGUGAAGGGCUAUGUGGAUCAGGGCGUCGCGGAGGUCGUGCCGGGGGUCGUGUUUAUCGACGAAGUGCACAUGCUGGACAUCGAGUGCUUCACGUACCUCAACGCGCUCCUCGAGUCGCCCAUGGCGCCGACCGUCGUCCUCGCCACCAACCGCGGCAACGCGCUCGUGCGCGGCACGGCGGACGUCGUCGCGCCGCACGGUGUGCCCGUCGACCUCCUCGACAGAUGCCUCAUCGUGAAAACCGAAACCUACGCCCGCGCCCAGAUCGCCCAAGUCGUCCAAGUCCGCGCGGCGGUCGAAGGGAUCCAGCUCGGCCCGGGCGUGCUGGACAAGCUGGCCGAGGAGGGCGAGCGGGCGUCGUUGCGGUACGCAUUACAGCUGCUCGCGCCGGCGGCGAUACUGGCGCGUUUGGCCGGGCGGGACCAGGUGUUGCCGGAAGACGUGGGCGAGAUGGGCGGGCUGUUUUUGGAUGCGAAGAGUAGUGCGGGGAUGUUGGGGGAGGGGGGCGGGGAGAUGAUGCGGUGA
Molecule: messenger RNA, 1419 nt
Organism: Peniophora sp. CBMAI 1063
Lineage: Eukaryota; Fungi; Basidiomycota; Agaricomycetes; Russulales; Peniophoraceae
Source: the annotation of a GenBank genome assembly